AUGCCACCCUUCGUCCCCCGCAAGCGCGUUUCCUCCGAGGACCCGCCCCCGGCCAAGCGCCAGGCCCGGCCCGAUAAUUCUCAAGCUCCCCAAGCUCCAGCUCCCCGUGCUCCGUUCCACCUCUCCGACUCCGACUCCGAUUCCAACUCAUCUUUGAGUGAUGCACCCGAAGAUCUCAAGGACAAUGCACCUGAGGAAUCUGAAGAUGAAGAAGAGGAUAUUGAUUGGGAGGACGCGAUAGACACAAAGACUAGCGCCACUACACCUACCGUCGCAGCUCCGGAGCUACAGGACCUAGAAUUGACCCUAGAUCAAAACGAGACACACGUGUCCGAUCUCCUGGAUGGCAAGAAAGGGCCUAGUAAAAUCGAGCGCCAAAUCAGGAUUCAGACACACUGUAUGCAUGUCCAAUGCUUGCUUUUCCACAACGCCAUUCGCAAUGCCUGGAGCAACGAUUCCAAGGUCCAUGAGAUCUUACGCAAAAAGCUACCGGAAGGGAUCCACAAGGAGGUCAAAAAAUGGCGCAUAGCAUCAGGGUUAGAACUCCCAGAACCAAAACCCGAACCGCCUAAGAGCAAGAAGAAGGGCAAAAAGGCCAAGAAGAAUAAAGACUGGAGUGAUGAGUCAGAGCGGCUGGAACCAGGUCAGCCGGAUAUGAGCCGAGGCGAUCCAAUAAUUACCUUGAUAAAGGUGCUGGUUGCAUACUGGAGGAAGCAGUUUCGUAUCACGGCGCCAGGACUACGAAAGUAUGGAUACCGGCCAGUUGCGGCUCUUGAAACUGCAAUCACCGACUUUCGCGAGGAAGAACAUGAUCCGGAGCGCCACGGUGAGCGCAUCGCCAACCUCGACGAGUUCCGCGCUAUCGCUGAGCGUAUGCAGGGCUCACGAGACGUUGGAGCACAGCUCUUCACAGCUCUCGUCCGCGCUUUAGGUAUCGAGGCCAGACUUGUGGGUAGUCUACAGCCGCUGGGCUUUGGUUGGACUAAGGGAGAGACCUAUACACCCGUCACACCUUCUGAAGACCCCGAAAAAGAAGAGGAACCGGAAACGACCGAGCCCGAGACUGACGGAGCUGAGAAUAAAGCGCCAGCGAAGAAUAAGCGCAAACCGUUCGACAGUGAUCUGCCAUUCCCUAUCUACUGGACCGAAGUCGCCUCACCCGUUACGAACGAGAUCAUAUCUGUCGACCCCCUUGUACUUUCCAACCCCGUGGCGCCAUUUACAGAUACUGAUCUACAAGCAAAUUUCGAGCCGCGUGGUGCAAAGGCAGACCGCGCAAAACAAGUCAUAUGCUACGUCGUUGCCCACUCAUCGGAUGGUACGGCCAAAGAGGUCACGACAAGAUAUCUUCGACGGCGAACCUGGCCCGGCAAAACGAAAGGCUUCCGGAUGCCCUUAGAAAAAGUCCCCGUAGGUCCACGCGGGAAUUACAUAGCCUUCGACUGGUUCGGAAUGGUAAUGCGCGGGUACCAGCGAGCCCGCAAGAGCAAAACAGCAGUCGACAAACUCGAAGAAUCACGAGAUCUACAACCCAACCAACCCGAAAAGAAGAAAACUACCCAAACCGCCGACACCCUUCAAAGCCUCCGAACAUCCACCGAGUUCGUUCUAGAGCGCUUCCUCCGCCGCGAAGAAGCUCUCCGACCCGGCGCUGAACCUGUACGAACUUUCAUCGCUGGAAAAGGCGCCCGGGCCAAAGAAGAACCCGUCUUCCGACGAGCAGACGUGCUAAAAUGUCUCUCCGCCGAAAGCUGGCAUAAAGAGGGCCGCCAGACAAAACCGGGCGCCGUAGCCCUUAAGCGCGUGCCUAUCCGCGCCGUGACCCUCAUACGCAAACGCGAAGUCGAUGAAAUGCAGCGCCAGACCGGCGAGAAACCACUACAGGGUUUGUACUCGCGAGACCAGACAGAAUAUAUUAUCCCGCCGCCUAUUCAGGACGGUCGUAUCCCCAAGAAUGAAUAUGGCAAUAUCGACUGUUUCGUGCCGAGUAUGGUCCCUGCGGGAGCGACACAUGUCCCUUUACCUGGUACCGUGCGGGUGUGCAAGAAACUUGGCAUCGACUAUGCGGAGGCAGUGACGGGAUUCGAGUUUGGGUCGAAGAUGGCAGUGCCGGUUAUUCAAGGCGUUGUUGUUGCAGCCGAGAAUGAGGGUUUGCUUAGGGAUGCUUGGAAGGUUGAUGCUGAAGAGAAGAGGAAGAGAGAAGAGCUUAAGGCCGAGAAAAAGAUUCUGCAGACGUGGAGGAAGUUCUUAUUUGGGUUACGGAUCAUGGAGCGAGUAAGGGAUGAGUAUGGGGGUGGGGAUCCGGAUGCUGAUCGAGAGCGCGAUUCGCAUAAUCCUUUCGCUGUACAGAAGAAGAAGAAGCGGGAGGAGGAACCAGGUGAUGAUGGUGCUGAUGAAGAAAUGCUUGACCAAGAGUCGUCAUAUAACGCGUUUGAUCACGGCGGUGGCUUUCUUCUUCCUGGUCAAGAUGACGAUGCGGACGAUGGGUUGGUGGUUGAGAAUCAUGAUCAGCAGCGGAGUCGGAAAGGUCCGUCUCAGGCUGAUGUCGAUGACGCGGAUGACAGCAAGUCAUUCGAAUCUGGAGGUCCUUCUGUAGACUCUCCGCCGUUGUCUAUCCCCUCGGGCUCAGAUGAAGAGGAUGAUGGUAAAGACGAAGACUCAGAACCUGAAUAUGCACCCCGUCCGACACGACGAACGCGAGGUCGUUGA
Messenger RNA from Penicillium coprophilum, 2709 nucleotides. RefSeq names its product Rad4 family protein. The record is from RefSeq and is a predicted model, not a curated record. The coding region runs from base 1 to 2709 and encodes 902 amino acids. Gene Ontology annotation, molecular function: single-stranded DNA binding; damaged DNA binding. Gene Ontology annotation, cellular component: nucleus; nucleotide-excision repair factor 2 complex; cytoplasm. Gene Ontology annotation, biological process: mismatch repair; nucleotide-excision repair. The transcript has a single exon. NCBI's taxonomy places the organism in Eukaryota, Fungi, Ascomycota, Eurotiomycetes, Eurotiales, Aspergillaceae.